AUGCAACGACGCUCAGGCUCUGGAAAGGGUCUGGCACGCAUCUCCCCUCCCAAUCAGCACCGAUUGACGGGCAUGGGCUCAGAUCCUGCUAAUCACAGUAACAGGUGGAACCAAAGGCGGCUAGGCGUCACCAAUAGAAUAUGGGCCAUCAUCCUCGGAUUCAUCCUACUCGUCGCGGUAUCCCGGUACAUAUCCUUUUCAAACCAUACGCGCGCUGGGUCAUUUACGACAGAAGGCCUUAUACCAAAGAAUUACUUGCAUGAAGCAAACUACCUUAUCGGCAAUUCAUCGAAGGCUGCAAACCCGUUUAACUUUUGUCCUGUGUUUGGGCCUAAGGAUGAGAUUGCGAAUAAGUACGGGGUGGUUCCGUUGGCGCAGAGUCGGUUGCAUUUGGGGAGUGGGGGGAGGGUGCACCGGGUUAUUCAUAAAGCGCUUUUGGGUCAACCUGUGACUAUCAGUGUGCUUGGUGGUUCUGUAUCUGCUUGUCAUGCGGCAGGGGAUGAUCCAUUGUCUCCUAGCUGCUAUCCUUCACGCUUUUUCCAGUGGUGGUCGAGCGUUUUCCCUCAUCCGGCUUCAGAGCUUACAAACGGUGCUAUGAGGCGAACAAACUCAGGGUACUUUGGAUUCUGUAGCUCGCAUCAUAUCCCAGAGAACACCGACUUGGUGAUACUCGAAUUUGACGUCGACGAUGAGGGCACCCGGCGUGGGAUGGAACAUUUCGAGUUGCUGGUUCGCUCAAUAUUGGACCGCCCUGAUCAACCUGCAGUCAUCAUUCUGGGGCAUUUUAGUGCACAGAUACACCAGGCAUACGGAUUUGCAGGACCUGACCACUGGCACAACAUCGUCGCACAGUUCUAUGACGUGCCACAUAUCAGCAUCAAACCCAUACUAUAUCCGUCUUACAUGUCAAACCCUGACCACAUCAAGCCUUACUUCGCGGAUCCCAUCCUUGCGACUCCGACAGGCCAUGAACUUCUCACCGACGUUCUCGUAUCGUACUUCCAAUCUCAGAUAUGUGCCGCGUGGUCAACGGCGGGUGGCCACUCGUACGAGACCAUUCCUAUCAUGAUGUCACAUGGCUACCUCCCAGGUGCAGAUACACAUCUCUUUGGAGGCGUCGGCGCAAGGAAGGGUGCUGCAGUGCCUGAACCACCACGCCCUCUCUUGCCCAAGCAGGAUCUCAGCCCGUACCAAUCUACCCCGAACUGCGAAUUCCCUCCUGUUCGAAUUAAUACGCGCCCCAAAGAGUCGCGGCCAUUCGAAGAGGUUGCGCCGUUUUGUGCGUCUGCUAAUGAUCUUGUGAACCCCGUACCUCCGUCGCUUUUCUACGGGUCUGGUUGGGCAGCGGCACACCCUCCGGCAGGGUCCUCUCCUUUGCUUACGACUGGAUAUUAUUGGUAUAGCACGCUUCCCACGAGCAGGUUGCGCGUACCUAUCAAAGUAGGCGCUGGAGAUGUCGGGAUUUAUUAUUUGAAGGAGCCUAUAAGCCAGAUCGGGGAGGGAAGUGAGAUUGAAUGUUGGGUGGAUGAUAAUUUUGCAGGUGCGGUGAUCAUAGAAAAUGCAGGAGACGUUAAUGGUGGGGUACCGACUCUUGCGGUGAUUGAUCAAUUUGUCACGCGAGGAUCGCACUUUGUCGACUGUGUUGUACUUGGAGAUGAGGGACAAAGUGUUCCUCCUUUCAAAAUCAUCGGCGUAUUCGCGACUUAG
This is a messenger RNA of Suillus subaureus, 1707 nucleotides long. RefSeq lists its product as uncharacterized. The transcript is spliced from 6 exons. The record is from RefSeq and is a predicted model, not a curated record. The coding region runs from base 1 to 1707 and encodes 568 amino acids. Lineage: Eukaryota; Fungi; Basidiomycota; Agaricomycetes; Boletales; Suillaceae.